Molecule: messenger RNA, 5705 nt
Organism: Lytechinus variegatus (green sea urchin)
Lineage: Eukaryota; Metazoa; Echinodermata; Echinoidea; Temnopleuroida; Toxopneustidae
Exons: 15
Coding region: 130-5592 (1820 amino acids)
Biological process (GO): regulation of transcription by RNA polymerase II
Molecular function (GO): DNA-binding transcription factor activity; RNA polymerase II cis-regulatory region sequence-specific DNA binding
Source: RefSeq, a predicted model, not a curated record
GGGGUCUGAAAAAGCAAGACCAUUUUGUCGCAUUCGUCUCCUUCCGGUGCGUAUCACGCAAUUUUUUUUAGGGCACUUUCAUCAAAAUUUCCACGAUUUGGAUGAUGAAGGGUCAAUGACCUACGAGCGAUGACAACACUGAUUACAGCUGAAAAGCUAGAAUCAAAGAUAAAGGAUGAAACUAUUUUAACCCAACAGGAAAUACAAACCAAAGACCCUAAGCUCACUGUUCAACAGAAUCCUAGCCCAAAUAAAGAGGAGAUUUUGAAAGACAAUUUCCCUCUACUGUCCUCAAUAAACGUUAAGUGUGGUGGCUGCGGAAAGGAGGCAGUGGUCCAUGAGGACGACGCGCCUUCCCAUCUGACCGAAUCCUCCUACAUCUGCGAUAUCUGCAAAUCAAGAGCCCAGAAGAAGCUGCGCCUCCACCAACUCCUCAACGGCAAGGUGCCCUCUGAAGAACUAAAGCGGGUGGAACCGAAGCUGAAGCACUCGUGCCCGGACUGCGGUAAGGAAUUCAUCUCGCAGACCGAUCUGCAGAGACAUGCGAACAUCCAUAGGGGAUUGAAGCCGUUUUCUUGCGAUACCUGCGGGAAGUCCUUUACGCAGAGCGGUAGUCUGAAGCGCCACCUAUUGACGCACACCGACGUUAAGCCACACCAUUGCAAGGUUUGUGGACUGAACUUCAAGGGCCAUCUUGCCCGUCAUAUGAGAACCCAUACGGGGGAGAAGCCAUUCAAGUGCCAGAUUUGCCAGAAAGGGUUUUACAAGAGUGAGCUAUUGAAGAAGCAUCUGACGGAGCAUAUGAGAGACGGGAGUGUUACCUGUUCUAAAACACAGCUAGACGAUAUCGUUCAGAAGAACCAUCAGCAGACGUGCUUGAUCUGUGACAAGACUUACACCAGCCCAGGACACCUUGCCAGACACAUGAAGCAGCAACACAACAGUCAGAAUGUCCUCAGGUGUGGUGUAUGCACCGAGGUGUUCAGCGCCAAGGAAGCACUGCAGGAACACCUUCAGGGCCACAGCAAGGAAGACCUUGCAGCAAUCAUCGCUGCCACAUUUGCCAAUGCUACUGCAUUGACCAAUGGGAUGCCUUCUGCUCCUGAUGAAGAGGAGGCUGUCCCGGACAAUGAAGAACCUCCGAUGAAGGAGCAACCUUCCCCUGCAGCAAACACCCCAGAUAAUAUGCCAUCACAGAGUGCAGUCCCAGAGGAACAUGCUUGCCUUGAUGAUCGGGUGACCUGUGGGAUCUGUGGCCAUGCCUGUUGCUGUAGUACUACUUAUCCUUGUCUUUCAUUGCAGAGUGCAGUCCCAGAGGAACAUGCUUGCCUUGAUGAUCGGGUGACCUGUGGGAUCUGUGGCCAUGCCUGUUGCUGUACCAAUUACAUCCCGCUUCACAUGGUGAAUCAUGAAGAGACUAUGAUCCAGUGUAGGUCCUGUGGAAUGGACUUUGCCCCAGCAGGUGUAAACACCACAUCUCAGAUCUGCAACGUGUGUAAACCGGAGCAGGCAGAAAGCGGAGCAGGAGCAGAACUCCAGAAGGUGGAAGCGGAUGAAACAGACGAUCAAGACAAUCUCCAUGAUGAUCUUCAUGAAGACGACGGGUUUGAUGACGGCUCGGGAAAGAGAUACCAAUGUCUCCAGUGUGACAAGUCGUACAAGUUCCUGAAGCAUCUCAAAGAGCACGCCCGUGUCCAUGCCGGUGGGUACCGACCGUACAAAUGCAAUACCUGCGGCAAGUUCUUCUCUAAGAGAUACCACCUGAAUCGGCAUCAACUGAUCCACGCAAGAGUCGAAAGACAGCAGCAGGAGAACCAAUCCAGCUCGCACGGUGCACCAGUCCGGGGGAGAAUGGGCAGGCCGCCACUGUAUACAGGGAUGAGGGGUAGAAUUGGGCGGCCACCAAUUCAUUCCACAGUGAAGGGGAGGAUUGGAAGACCACCGUUGCAUACCACAGUGAGGGGGAGAAUUGGAAGGCCUCCUCUCUAUUCAGGGAUGAAGGGUAGAAUUGGCAGACCUCCGCUGCAUAGGGUGUCUGAGGAGAGGGUUGAUAGGCCGCCAGCGGAGACCACAGUGAAGGGGAGAAUCGGCAGGCCUCCACUGCAUAGUGUAAUUGAAGGGAUUAUCGACCGACAGCCUUCGGAGACCCUGGAAAAGGCAACGGGUGGCAGGCUUCCAAUGCAUAUCGUGGCGAUCAAGCGGAAAGUCGGUAGCCCACCGCUUUUGGAGAGCCCCCCAGAGCCGACCAUUGUCCAGCCAGCCGUUCCGGUCCAGGAGAACAUGUAUGCGAUACCGAGACCACUGUCCAGGCAUAUGCCAUUUGUGUGCUGCGCCUGUGGGAAAGGGUUUCCGAAGAGGGUACCUUUGAAGCGUCAUCUUCUGAAUCACCUUCGUGAAGGUACCAUCCCAAAGGAUCAUCCGCAGCUCGAUGAAAUGAAGGUCAAUUCCUACGUGAACGCGAACGUAGGCAUUUCGCCGCAACUCCAGUCGUGUCCCGUAUGCGGCAAGGUGUGUAAAGGGCUCCACCUCCAGCGUCACAUGAAGAUCCAUUCAGAUGACGAAAUCAAAAGGGCUAGAGACAGUAACCAAGGGGCGUCUCCACAGCUCCAGAAGCAGCAGAGCAGUCCACAGCAGAGGGUGGCUAUUGCAAAACCUCAUCCCGGAAUCGUCUAUAUGAAAGAUGAAGCCCCUGCAUCUCCUGAUGGUGAUGAUUUCAAUGAAGGAGACUUGGAUCAUUUUGGCAACGAUGAUUCAAUGCCAAUGUCGAUGGACAAUAUCCUAAAUCUUGGUCAGCAGGAGCCCGAAGUUGUGAAGGAGCAUGAAUGUCUGAACGACCAGGUGAAUUGUGGGAUAUGCGGACACAGCUGCUGCUGUGCAAACUACAUAACAUUCCACAUGGAGAUUCACAAUGAGGAAUCUGACACAUGCGGCAAGUGCGGGAAGGAAUUGGGUGACCUCCCAGCCACUCGAGUUCAAGGUGGACGCAUCUGCAGCAUUUGCACUUCCCGCUCGAGGAAACAGAUGCGCCUCCAUCAGAUUCUCCGCAACAAGGUCUUGCCGCCUGAUUCGCCAGUCAGUGAAUCGACGCCGCAGCGGUUGGAGUGUCCACAAUGUCCAAAGAGCUUUGUCGAUCGCCGGUCCUUCCGGGAGCAUCUCCGCAUCCAUUCAGGCGAGAAGCGCUACCACUGCUCCUUCUGUGGAAUGGCAUUCUCGCACAGCCGCAACUUCAAGCGUCACAUCCAGAGGCACACUGGCGAGAAGCCCAACUGGUGCCAUAUCUGCAAUAAGGGUAUCUCGGGACACCUUGCCAGGCACAUGCGGAGCCACUCUGCAGAGAAGAGCUAUGUCUGCAACAUGUGUGGCAAGGGUUUCAACCGUUCAGAACAUCUCAAGAGGCACCUGAAGACACACCUUGGCUCGAAAGAGCAGUACCAGUGCCAUAUCUGCGCAAAGAAGUUCAUGCGGAAGGAGCACUUGAAGCGACAUGUGAAGUCUCACAUGGAUGGUUCUCUUGGAUCAGGGGGAGAUGCUACAUCUUCUGAAGCAAGCCCAGUCAAACCUGUGCGUCCUCCAGUGAAUGACCAGCCCUACAAGGAACAUCCCUGCACCUACGAUGUUGCUGUGUGCGGUCUUUGUGGUGACGUCUGCUGUUGUGCCAACUACAUUCCCUAUCACAUGGAAGUGCAUGGAGAAAAGGCCGAAGACUACAUCGAUGGGCGUCUAGUCAAGAAGGAAGUCACGCCCAUGCAAGGUGGUGAUGGUGGAAGGACAGUCAGGGAACACUCCUGCACCUUUGAUCCAGUCUCCUGUGGCCAUUGCGGAGAGGUUUGCUGCUGUGCAAACUACAUACCCAUACACAUGGAACUUCAUGGAGAGAAACCAACCGACUUUGCCAAAGACCAGAUCCUCAAGAAUGUCAGAGAAGAAGUCCAGAUGAAGGUUGACGAACGGAUCCCAGAGGAAGCCCCUGAAUCACCUGUGGAACAAUUGAAAGAUCACUCGUGCUUGGGAGAAAAGGUUGUCUGUGGUAUUUCUGGUGAGACAUUCUGCUGUGCCAACUACAUUGCGCUCCACAUGGUGAAGCAAACCAAGCAGGCUGCAGAGACAAGAGGACAGGAUCAUCCUGAUGAUAUCCUCGAGAAAGCUCUUCAUGCUUCUGAGAUCAUUGGCGAUGUCAAACCACACCCUUGUACUCACGAAAUAGUCAGCUGUGGGGUCUGUGGAGAGCCAUGCUGUUGCCCAAAUUACAUUCCUUUCCAUAUGGAGCUGCACAGUGAAAUCUUGAACCAGGAGACAGUCGUCCAAGAGGAGGUUGUGGGCAUUACCAAUGAAGAAAUACCCAUGGAAGAAGAAGCUCAUGAAGCUGAUACUACAGGUGAGAUUCAAGAAGUCCCAGCUUCAGUUGCUGGAGAAGUUGUUGAAGCUCCCGAGGCAGUUGAAGCGCCAAGAGCAGUGACAGCAUCAGAGACCGCCGAGGUUGUGAUUAAUGGUGGUGCCGGUGCACGUGCAGUGGUAGAAGAACAUACAGAAGAGUUUGACUGGGCCAGUGUCGCCAAUUUCCUCCAGGGAAUCCCUGAGCCAGAUCCACUACCUGUUCCUCCGCCCAUGGCCACCGUGACCAACGUUGAACCUUUGAACGGAUCACCAGUGAAGGUGGAACCUACCCAGGGUCAAGUCCAAGAGAGUCGGGUGGAUGAUCAUAUAUGUCUUCAAGCUCAGGUGACCUGUGAAACCUGCGGCCAUGUCCUGUGCUGCAUCAACAACCUCAUCCCUCACCUGGACACCCACAAGGUCAUGACCGUACAGUGUGAGGUGUGCCACCAAGAAGUAGAGAUGACCAGGACUGCCACGGUGAUGAAAGACGGCGUGAAGAUCUACAAGUGCGGUGCCUGCGUGAUGGGCCUGCCAACGAUGCCGUCAAGGUCCUCCAGACCUGCACAGGUAAGAGAUUCCGAAGGAGGCCCCACACCGAGUAAGAAUAUCCCUUGUCCGCACUGCCCCAGGGUGUUGAAGUGCCGCAAGGAUUACACCAGGCAUAUCAAGAUCCAUGCGGAAGUCAAGCCUUACAAGUGUGACCUCUGCGGCAAGGAGUUCACAGCUAUGGCCAACUUGAGGCGUCACCUGGAUGCGCAUGCUGGGGUGAAGGCGCAUGAAUGCAAGAUCUGCGGGCAGUUCUUCAGCGGACACAUGGCCCGUCAUAUGAGGACGCACACCGGGGAGAAGAAAUACAACUGCGAGAUCUGCCCCAAGGGUUUCAAUCGAAUGGAGCAUCUGAAGAGGCACCUCUGGCAACAUCUCAAGGAUGGCAAUGCUCCAAGCGAUCAUAAACAGCUACUUGAAUUAGGCGUAACAAGGGACAACGCCCAGCCCAGUGAAACCUCGCCGUCAAAGAGCAACUGGUGCGACAUUUGUCACAAGAUCGUCCCCGGUCGUCUGGCCAGGCAUAAGAUGACGCACAGUGACGUGAAACCGUACCAGUGCACCCAAUGCGACAAGGCUUUCUACCGAUCGGAACAUCUGAAGCGCCAUCUUGAGGUGCACGCCAGGAAGGCACAAUUUACUGGGCUGAUGCCGACAGAGGCGACGGCAUGAAACAAGUUAUUGUGAUUUUUUAAAGUUUGUUCCAGCAAUAUAUGCACAUGAAAUUGAAGCCUAAUAUAAUUCAAAUUGAACAAUCCAAGGUGGCACCUCGAGGUUCAUGCCAA